AUCAGUUCUUUCUUCCAUCUUCAUCCAAAACCACCGCACGAAAUCCAGACCAACAAUGGCUAUAUUACCAGAAAUUAUAUAUAUAUAGAAAUUAUUAUUAUCAAGUGAUAAGCUGAAGAAUUUCUAUUGACUGGUAAUACAUAUAUAUAUAUAUAUAUAAUCGGAGAUGGAAUCGGAGCUUAAAGCCCUAAAUCCCCAAAGCAACGAUCGUCACCCGGCGUCCGAUCGGGACGACGGUCCGCUGCUCACGGCGGAGGCGAAAAACCCAGAACCUCAAUGCGAGGCUUCGCCAUCGAGUCCGAGUCUGGAAGAGAUGGAGAAAAAAUACGCGGCGUAUGUUCGGAACGACGUGUACGGGACCAUGGGGCUGGGGGAAUUGCCGUGGGCCGAGAAAUUCUUGCUCGGCGUGGCAUUGGUGUUUUUGUUGCCAAUAAGAGUGGCGGCAGGGACGACGGUGCUGUUGAUUUAUUACGUGAUUUGUAGGGUUUGCACGGCGUUUCUGUCGCCGAGCAGGGUGGAGGAGCAGGAGGAUUACGCGCACAUGGUGGGUUGGAGGAGGGCCGUAAUUGUCCAGACCGGCCGGUUCUUGUCGCGGGUUAUGCUCUUCAUUUUCGGGUUCUAUUGGAUUGGCGAAUCCAGAAGAGCCGACGGGGAGUUGAAUCAUGAGAUGGUAUCCGGGGAUCAAUCUGAAGAGCAGGAGAGACCGGGGGUUGUCAUUUCAAACCAUGUAUCAUAUUUAGACAUUCUGUACCAUAUGUCUGCUUCUUUUCCAAGCUUUGUAGCUAAGAGAUCUGUGGCUAAACUUCCCCUUAUUGGUCUCAUAAGCAAAUGCCUCGGUUGCGUCUAUGUACAGAGGGAGUUAAAAUCACCAAACUUUAAAGGCGUGUCAGGUGUUGUCAAUGAUAGAAUCCGGGAAGCUCAUCAAAACAAGCUUGCUCCAAAAAUGCUGCUUUUCCCAGAAGGCACAACCACGAACGGAGACUACCUCCUUCCAUUCAAGACUGGUGCAUUUUUGGCCAAGGUUCCGGUACUUCCAUUCAUUUUGAGGUAUCCCUACCAGAGAUUUAGUCCUGCUUGGGACUCUAUUUCGGGGGUGCGCCACGUUAUUCUACUUCUCUGUCAGUUUGUAAAUUACAUGGAAGUGAUACGCCUGCCUGUAUAUUACCCCUCAGAACAAGAGAAGGAAGAUCCAAAGCUUUAUGCGGAUAAUGUUAGAAAGCUUAUGGCUCGCGAGGGCAAUUUGAUUCUUUCGGACAUUGGAUUGGCAGAGAAACGAAUUUAUCAUGCGGCUCUGAAUGGUUUGUUAUGCCAACAAUAGUUCGGGUUCGCCUCUUGUGUCCUACCCCAUUUGUGUAUAUCUAUCUAUCUAUAUAUAUAUCUCCGAAAAAAAAAAAAAGAAAAGAAAAACCCGAAAGCCAAAAUGAGAAAAAGAAUGAAAAAAAAAAGUAACUGUUGUUGUCUAUAGCAUUGUUUGUUAGUCUCCGGUGGUGGUUACAAAGGCGGGGUUUUACCGACCGGUUUAGAUCACAGAGAAAUGAGAUUGGUUAGUUUUUUUGCCGACUAUAGUAGAUUUUGUAGCUUCUACAAACUUGGUUGAUUCAUUCAUUUUUUUUGCAGAUCUGUGCCUUAGUUUUUUUUUCAUCACAUUGUUGUCUUUCACAAUAGAGUAUGUUCUUUUGGGGGAUUUUUUGAUUGAUUGCAGCAGGGAUGAAGUUUGUUUCUUUAAUUCCUUGCUUUCUUCAAAGAUGAACAAAAUCCCAAAACUAUCCAUGGCAAAUCAUCACUGCUGAGAGACAAUGCAUGUCUGAGAUUUAUACUAAUCAGCAUCUUAGACAUGGAUUUAUUCAUGUAUCAAAUUCGAGGAGGAUCCAUUGCAGGUAUGCAUAAAAAAAGAUCACAAUAGAGCAAGCAAUCCUCAGACAGGCACGGGAAUACAAUACCAAUACACAGUACAU
Molecule: messenger RNA, 1955 nt
Organism: Andrographis paniculata
Lineage: Eukaryota; Viridiplantae; Streptophyta; Magnoliopsida; Lamiales; Acanthaceae
Product: lysophospholipid acyltransferase LPEAT1
Exons: 9
Coding region: 167-1318 (383 amino acids)
Biological process (GO): phospholipid metabolic process
Cellular component (GO): endoplasmic reticulum
Molecular function (GO): lysophosphatidylethanolamine acyltransferase activity
Source: RefSeq, a predicted model, not a curated record